This is a messenger RNA of Cucurbitaria berberidis CBS 394.84, 2153 nucleotides long. Its product is annotated as alpha-methylacyl-CoA racemase. The transcript has 2 exons. Gene Ontology annotation, molecular function: catalytic activity. The record is from RefSeq and is a predicted model, not a curated record. Lineage: Eukaryota; Fungi; Ascomycota; Dothideomycetes; Pleosporales; Cucurbitariaceae. The coding region runs from base 292 to 2025 and encodes 577 amino acids.
CGGAUGGGGGUCCUGCUGCGACCUUGCCGAUGCGAACAUCACAAAACCCACAUCUUCAGAGGCCAACUCAAUGUUCACGCUUGUGUACACCCGUCAACAUGCACGGCGCGGUCAGUACCCGAUACAUUUGCCACAGCCACACGAGAUUGACCUUCAUAUGCGGUUAAUCACUUUUGUACCGCCGUACCCACGAUCAUGACCCCCAGGUCCUACUUCCAGUAUCUCCCCCCUCUCGCCUCCUGAAUCUCAUCCAAGCUCGCCGGUUUCUUGAAGACCGGGUUGCAACUCUAGAUGUCGCCUUACCUUGGAGUUGAGAGAAGUGACAAGGGCACUAACGGAUCCUCAAAUGUCAACACACUACUGGCCGGCACUCGGUCAGCCCUUGAACAGCUACUGGCCAAGGCCCAGGACAACCUUCCCGAGGAAUGUCUACCUCACAUAGCCAAAGUCGAUUUCUCGACCGCCAACACAGGAAGCCCAUACUUUCCGAGUCCACUCAAGCAGACCGAGGCUAUAUCAGCAUUGAAGGCGGUUGAAGCAGGAGUCGCUUCAGCGAUAGCUGACCUCUCAGGUGGCUCAAAAGCACGGAUCAUCAAUGUAGAUCUAGAAAGGGCGACUGCAUUCUUAUUAUCGACCUAUCUAGCAACUGUAGGAGGCCUGGACAAGUCGGAUCCAAAGGUCAAAAAGCUGCUUAAAGACACCGAUCUUCUCCAAGCACAGUCUAUCCUCUAUCGAAGAUUGUCUGCUAAUCUCUACCAAACCAAGAACCCCGGAGAGUUCUUCCACCUCCAUGGCUCUCUGGAAGCGACGAAAGCGCUGAAUAUGAUCGGGCUAGAGGGUCAUCGACCCGAUCUUACUGACUACCACGAAUGCAUCAAAGUUAUCGAGGACCACGUCAAGCAAUUCACUGCAAAUGAGCUCGAGGAGAUGAACGGGAAGAUUCAGCAAGCUGGUGUCACUUGUAUGAAGUGGGAGGACUUCCAAGCGACACGGCAUGGACAAGAACUUCUCGCACAGCCACCCUGGAAAGUAGAGUCCCUCGAAACUCAAACACCAGCAGUUUCUUUCCCAUUUAAAACUUCACGGGCCCCAAAACCACAGAUCCUCUCCGGUAUUCGCGUCCUUGAACUUUGUAGGAUCAUCGCAGGGCCAGCCAUGGGUCGUGGGCUUGCUGAAUAUGGGGCUGAAGUUAUCAAGGUCACUUCACCAAACCUCUCAGACGUACCCUUCUUCCAAGUCGACGCCAACAUAGGGAAACACACCACCGAUUUGAACCUGAAAGAUCCAAAUGACCGGAAGAUCUUCGAGCAGCUACUCCUCUCUGCAGACGUUGUACUAGAUGGCUAUCGACCAGGAAGCCUAACGCGUCUCGGCUAUGGACCAAACCAACUUAUUGAGAUUGCGCAGAAACGUGGUCGAGGCUUUGUUUACGUUGCCGAGAACUGCUUUGGGCACACUGGCCCUUGGUCGUCGCGGCCUGGCUGGCAACAGAUUGCAGACUGCGUCACUGGCGUUGCCUGGGCUCAAGGUCUGGCCAUGGGUCUGGAUGAGCCUGUCGUACCGCCCUUCCCCAUGAGCGACUACGGAACUGGUUGUAUGGGGACCGUUGCUGCACUUGUUGGCCUAUACAAGCGAGCAAAGUCUGGUGGCAGUUACUUGGGCACUACGUCCUUGGUCCAAUACGAUAUUUACCUACUUCAGCUAGGACUCUACGAUAAUCAGAUAAUAGCAGAGCUAAGAGAGCAGCACGACGAUGAGUUUUUCGAGUUAAGACAUCACGACUCGGUUGACCAAGUUGGAAAGCGCGCAUUGAAAACGAUGCGGAGGACGCAUCCAGAACUGUUCGAAGAUCGGCACAUGCAGCAAUGCUUCAGUAGAGGCUUCAACGCCAAUGUCCGGACGAUACGGCCUGUCGUCACUAUCGAAGGCUACUGGAACGGCUUCCUUCGCAGCUCAAGACCAAACGGGUUCGAUAAGCCGACGUGGGAAGACUGGGAGGUUGAUGAGGAUCUUAUCAAAGCCUGAUCAGGUUGCAGACUUUCCUUUCGCAUGAUUUGCCUCUGCCUACAGCAUUAUACUACAUAUCUUUUAUACCAGCUUUAGUAUAUUGUCUCGAUAGUAUCUUAACGUACUACAAUUCACCAUCAUACCUC